This is a messenger RNA of Monopterus albus (swamp eel), 2974 nucleotides long. Its product is annotated as globoside alpha-1,3-N-acetylgalactosaminyltransferase 1-like. Bases 51 to 1106 code for a protein of 351 amino acids. Gene Ontology annotation, cellular component: Golgi apparatus; vesicle; membrane. Gene Ontology annotation, molecular function: hexosyltransferase activity. Lineage: Eukaryota; Metazoa; Chordata; Actinopteri; Synbranchiformes; Synbranchidae. The transcript is spliced from 3 exons. The record is from RefSeq and is a predicted model, not a curated record. Gene Ontology annotation, biological process: carbohydrate metabolic process.
AAAUAACAUAGGUCAUAGGUUAGUGCUUUUAUCCACCAGCAGGUCACAGUAUGGCACUGCUACCGUUCUGCAGGAUGUCCGCAGGACCAGUCAGAGUGACCAGAACACACCUGGUCCUGUACUGUGUUCUCCUGUUUCUUAUCGUAUAUUUUCUUAAUGAACGUAAAGCUGCUGUCAUUGUGAAGUCACCUCAUGCUAUCUUCCAUGCCAUGGGAGUGGACAGGGGAACAGUCUUGACAGACACAACGUUUGUCAGAGCAGCAGUGCCACAAACCCCUCUGGAGACACCGUGGGGCGUUCCUUUAGUGUGGGGUGACACCCACAACUCGACCUGGUGCAGAGCUAAAUAUACACAACGGGGGAUCCGUGUAGGUCUGCUGGCUCUUGUUGUGGGAACUUAUGGCCAGUUUGUCCAACGUUUCCUCUCCUCAGCUGAAACCUACUUUCUCCCCGGUCAGAUGGUCACCUACUACAUCCUCACAGACAAUCCCCGUUCUCUGGAUCCCCCCAUCCACUUGGGGCCCAAACGCCAUCUGAUGGUGAUUCCCAUUGCUGAGCUGCCAGGUUGGAACAGGUUGGCCUAUCGUCGCAUGGCCUUGCUUGCUGAUGCCAUUAAAGACCAAGUCAGCAGUGAGGUUGACUACAUCUUCUGUGCUGACAUUGACCAGGAGUUUGUGGCACCAGUGGGAAAAGAAAUUCUAGGAGACCUGGUGGCCACGUUGCACCCUGAGCUCUAUGGGAUGCCACGAAAGGCUUUUCCUUAUGAAAAUGAGGAAGUCUCAUCAGCCUGUGUGGAGGAGGAUGAAGGAGACUACUACUACACCUCUGAGCUGUAUGGAGGGUUGGUUUCUGAGAUGCACAGACUGGCUCGUGCCUGUUCUUUGCUCAUUCUGCAGGACCAGGCUAACAGGGUAGUGGCCAGAGGACUCGAGGAGAGCUACCUAAAUCGUUACUUGAUUGACCACAGGCCAACCUGUGUGCUGUCACCAGAGUACAGCUGGUGGGACUCGGCCCUGGCUGCCGACGUACCUGUAUACAGGCUAGUCUCUUUAGGGAGGCAAUGCAAGGCUUAUGAUAAGCAAAAAAGAGAGGAGCACAAGUGUUGAGCAAAUGUAAAAGGAGGGUCAGAAGGUUCUGCUGCCUGAGCCUCAUGAAGGACUAAAAAGAUGAAGAGAAUGCAUAUGUUCCAAUCAUCUUUGUUCAAUUAAUAAUUCAGUCUUUUUCAGUUUUAAUUUUCUGUUCUAUUAGCCAAUAAAUGAAGCCUACAAUUGCUUAUAAGUAUGCAGAAGCACAAUCUGCUCUCAAUUAAAGAGCCAUUUAUGCGAACAGUGCCUUUGUUAUCUCUUCUACAGCAGACAAAAAAGAAAUUGACCUGUCCCUUUAAAUGAAGCACUCACUUCUCCAUUAUUAUCAGCCUUGGAGAUAUUGCUCCGGCUUUGUGGCCAGCAGUGAUAAGAGUCAACAGUGUAAGCGUACACUUUCCCUGCAGUGGCUAAUCAUUAACUGGAACAGCUGCUGUUUCAAGGUCUUUAAAUACCAGAUGGGGGAAAAAUGGAAAGAACAGGAUGCUGCUUCUCCAGGUUACAUAUGUAUAGAAGCUAUAGUUUGAGCUUCAGCAAAAGCUAAUAAAGUUUUGAAACUGGUGAAACUGGUUCAGGGUGUGUUGAAGUAAAUUUCCAUUACAACUGCCAUUUCCCUACUUGCUGUAUGACUUGGAAAAAUAGGUAAACUCCAGUGACCUGAUGAUGGUUGUUAUGUCAUCUGUGAAUCAGCCUCCUUCUGUCUCCACACACAAAUGUGCCACGCUUACACUCUGCCUUCUCUUCCUUGUGUGAUGUGUUUUAAUGGAAGGGUUAAACAGUAGCAGAUGGCUUUUUCUCACUGCCAACAGAAUAUGUCUGCAGGGCCAGGUCUCCAUGUGGCAUGAAACUAGAGGUGAACCUAAGAUAAUUCUUUGAAACUAAUCCAAACAAUCCUUUCUUUCUGUGUGUGUGUGUUUUUUUAGAGUCUGCAUUCACAUGUCAGUUCAGCUUUACACUGAAUUACCCUGUAGACAGGAACUUUAUGUCUAAUAACACCCUGCUUUCAUUUAACAACACCCAUAGCACAAUAAGACUGUCAUCAGUGGAUGCUCCUAAACAUUUUCUGUAUCUGCAUUGUAGUUUUAGAUAGAAAGUUUUUUUUUUGCAUAGACUAAAUAGUCUAUGCUGAGUACCCCUUCUUAUGCCAUAAUGCAGUAUAAAAUUAUGCAUGUAAUCUUGUCUCUAUGAGUGUCAGCUAUUAGAGCUUAAUGUGUAGAAAGAUAUAAUGUUCCUUCUUGCAAACAAAGAAUACAAGUAUUCAGAAGCGGUAAGGUGAUGAUGCAAAAGAUUAGAAUUAAUCAGAAUUGUUGAACUUACUGUGUGAACAUAUGGAAACACUUUUGCUAAAACAGGCUAGACUGUUUUUAACUUUACUUUGAUAUUAUUCAGCAUUUGGUUUAAAUUCAUUGUGACCUUUAGCUGUGCCUGUGCCGUGUGCAGGAAAGACGACUCCCAGUUACACUAUAGCCUUUUCCUCUGAUCUUUUUUAUUGUUUUUGUUCACAUGCAUGUUCUGGUAUUUGGUGAUAAAUUUGCUUCUUUUGAUUACAGUGAACAUAUUAGUGACAGCCCUUAACCAUUAGCUAACAACUGGCACUGUGAUGUGUUUAACUGCAGUAAUGUUAGCUAAUCUACAAAACCAAUGAAUGAAUAUUAAUAGUAAAUGAUUAGUAGCAAUGCAUGGAUGAAUAUGCUAAUCAAGCAGUUUUACUUGCCUAACAGAUGUGUAAUUCAAUGAGUCUGGCUGAUGUUAAAGAAACAUUUUGCUAAGUGAUCUUUAGCGGAUUUUCCUCAGUACAGUGGUGAAGCAUGAGGUUGCUCUGAUUAUUCCGUGACUGACAUACUAAAAUAUUCAGUGUUGAUGCUGUACACCAAGGGAGCAUUUGUAACUGA